CAGUUAUUUGCUUUUCUUUGCAGUCGCGAGGUGACAGCUGCUUGCGGUGUAUUUUAUUUGGUGUCGAUUUCGCGUUUUGUGCAACAUUCUGACUUUGUACCGGUGAAAAAAUCCUUCGCGCUCAGGAUGGGCCUUAAAUUUUCAACGUACAGCUAGCUCCAGGCUAGAAAAGACGCUUACAACUCCCGGUCACGGAGUAACAAUUGUUGUGUAAGAGUUUUAUCUGUAAAUGUUUCUACGCUCAGGUUAAAAUGGAUAAAUCGUUAUGUAGUAAAAGUGUGAUAAAAUAAUUUCAACGGCAAUGGCUGUCUGAAUAGAUCGUUUAGAGUCUCCGUUGAUUUGUGUUACGUAUUCUUUUUGCGGUUUGUUGUUGUUGUUGCCCCUCUCAGUUCAACAUUUUAAUUUUUUCAACAUCUCCACGAAAAAUGGUCAAAGAAAAACCGAAUUCCAUCCGUAUUUACGACGACGAAGGCUUUAGGCGGCGUGCCGCCUGCAUAUGUGUUCGUUCUGAUGAAGAGACUGAGGUUUUGCUAGUGACAUCUUCUCGUAAACCGGAAAGAUGGGUUGUACCCGGCGGGGGAGUAGAACCGGAGGAAGAACCAAGCGUUACAGCCACCAGGGAAGUCCUCGAGGAAGCUGGAGUCGUUGGAAAAUUGGGUCGAAGCCUUGGUGUUUUUGAGAAUCGCGAACAUAAACAUCGCACCGAAGUGUACGUGAUGACGGUAACGGAAGAGUUGGACGAAUGGGAAGAUUCGCGAGCGAUCGGCAGAAAAAGACAAUGGUUUACUAUAGACGAGGCCCUCGAACAGCUGGCCCUGCACAAGCCCGUGCAACGCCACUACCUUCAGCAGCUGAAACGCUCUAAAUUGACAUGAUCGCGAGAAGACGAUGACGACGACGUACGCUUACCUUUUACCUACCUACUCCCCUUUACUGUCGGAAAUACAUAUGCUUUUAAGGUUUCGUGGGUUACGUAAAGUAAAAAAAAUAAUUAAUAAAUAACGAGUUUUUCAUUUUGUAUGCGACAUUAAUGUGAGAAGAUAUUUUAAUUAAAUUUGUAGUACAUAUACAAUGAUUUCCGCAAUAACACGCUCUCCGUUACUACUCCGACGGCGUUUUAUUUAUUAUUACGGUCAUUACUCUUUUACGGUUACUCUUUCUCGCGUCCUUAACGACUUUAUUUUACCUUUAUUAUGCAACGAUGAAUCUAUAUACAAUAAAAGAGAACUUGUACCAUU
Messenger RNA from Onthophagus taurus, 1238 nucleotides. RefSeq names its product diphosphoinositol polyphosphate phosphohydrolase 1 Aps (gene Aps). Gene Ontology annotation, biological process: adenosine 5'-(hexahydrogen pentaphosphate) catabolic process; diadenosine hexaphosphate catabolic process; diphosphoinositol polyphosphate metabolic process. NCBI's taxonomy places the organism in Eukaryota, Metazoa, Arthropoda, Insecta, Coleoptera, Scarabaeidae. The record is from RefSeq and is a predicted model, not a curated record. Gene Ontology annotation, cellular component: nucleus; cytoplasm. Gene Ontology annotation, molecular function: bis(5'-adenosyl)-pentaphosphatase activity; bis(5'-adenosyl)-hexaphosphatase activity; diphosphoinositol-polyphosphate diphosphatase activity.